Messenger RNA from Sesamum indicum (sesame), 642 nucleotides. RefSeq names its product large ribosomal subunit protein eL36y. Lineage: Eukaryota; Viridiplantae; Streptophyta; Magnoliopsida; Lamiales; Pedaliaceae. The record is from RefSeq and is a predicted model, not a curated record. Gene Ontology annotation, molecular function: structural constituent of ribosome. Gene Ontology annotation, cellular component: ribosome. Gene Ontology annotation, biological process: translation.
CCUCAGUCUUCAAGUUCAUAUAAAACAACAGGUCCCCCAUAAACCCUAGUUUCUUUUCCUUCACCCUCCGCCUCGGAAUUUUAGCGGCGUACUGCAGACAGAUCGGAGAAAAAGGUAAGGUGAUGGCUCCGAAGCAGCCAAACAGUGGGUUGUUUGUAGGUUUAAAGAAGGGGCAUGUUGUUACCCCAAAGGAACUAGCACCACGCCCGUCUGACAGGAAAGGGAAAACAAGCAAGAGAGUGCAUUUUGCAAGGAGUCUUAUCAGAGAAGUUGCUGGAUUUGCUCCUUAUGAGAAGAGGAUCACUGAACUUCUUAAAGUUGGGAAGGACAAGCGUGCUCUGAAGGUAGCCAAGAGAAAGUUGGGCACCCACAAGAGGGCUAAGAAGAAGAGAGAGGAGAUGGCUAGCGCUCUCCGCAAGAUGAGGGCUGCUGGAGGUGGUGAGAAGAAGAAGUGAAGUGAGUUUCCAUUGGCCUUGUGCCUUACGAGAUAAAUGAUUAGAAGACAGUUUCAUUUAGCUUUGAUGUAUUAUCUUCAUCUUUUUGCAGAAUUUGCAAUCACAAACUUGUCUUUGGCUUUAGCACCAGCUUAUAUUCCAUUUUUGCAUCUCUGAUUAUAUAAAUGAGACGUGACUGAUUUUCCUA